AUGAACCAAGACUUUGAAGAUUUGGGAGAAACAUCGCUGUCCGAUGGUGCCGAUCCCAACUCGAUCCGGAUCCUCCAAGUGACGGAUCUACAUAUAUUUCCCCGUGAUUGCGAAUCCUUCGAAGGAAUACCUCUGGGAGAUUCGUUCGACCGAUGCCUGCAAUUGAUUGAUCAGCUCGUGAAGGAUGCGGAACCCGAUGUGAUUGUCUUUACCGGCGAUAUCAUGGAUGGGAGAGGUCCCUGGGGAAGAAAGGAGGCCGUGGUGGAUACAUUUCAAUACAUGAUUGGGUGUCUGCAUGACACGCCCUGGUUGUUUCUACCCGGAAACCACGAUGAUGAUCACAGUCCCUGGUCUCGUGCCGAUUUAGUCCAAAUCAUGAAACUACCAGGAUCACUGCAGCAAUCCGCCAAGGGGUUUCACCACACAUUGCUUCUCUCCAAGAAAAGCAACAUUGGUGCCAGUAGUAUCAGAGUACGACUGCACAUUUUCGAUUCCGGUGGCAACCACCCCAACAAGCGAAUCAUGUACUACAAUACACCUGCCACUGCCGUCCAAGGAUUCUCACGCUACUUUUCUGAUAGGCAGACAGCUGAAUCGGAUGUCACGGGAUUGGUCUACAUUCACAUUCCCACGCCCGAAUUCCAAUUUGUCGAUCCCGUCAUUGGAGAAAACAGACUCUUUGCGGCAGCGUUGGCAGGGGGCAAAAUACCCAAACAAGUAUCCAAACUCAUGUGGCUCAUUAAACUACUCGGCGUCGAUCGUAUUGCCGGUUGCAGUCGAGGGCCCGAUACCGGUUUGGUUCCUGCCAUUCAUCACGCCAAUAAACAACAUCAUGCCAAUAUUCAGGCACUGUUCUGUGGACACGAUCAUCAUUCCGAUGCCGUCUUUUAUCGAAAGGGACUCUUUCUAGGAUAUGGAAGAUCCGGGGCCAUGACACCACCGUACGACUGGGAGGGAGCGGCUCCCAAUGUACUGGCCAAAGGUGGUAGAGUGGUAGAAGUGAGUCGUGAUGGAGUUGCCAAAACAUGGAUACAAACUGCUUCUGGAUUCGAAGAUGGGUCUCUCUUGGAUAUGACAAACUAUGAGCCAGACCAAAAGUGUUGUUGGCCCUUCUAG
This is a messenger RNA of Seminavis robusta, 1116 nucleotides long. The record is from the annotation of a GenBank genome assembly. NCBI's taxonomy places the organism in Eukaryota, Bacillariophyta, Bacillariophyceae, Naviculales, Naviculaceae.